Molecule: messenger RNA, 903 nt
Organism: Fimicolochytrium jonesii
Lineage: Eukaryota; Fungi; Chytridiomycota; Chytridiomycetes; Spizellomycetales; Powellomycetaceae
Product: coatomer epsilon subunit-domain-containing protein
Exons: 6
Coding region: 1-903 (300 amino acids)
Biological process (GO): intra-Golgi vesicle-mediated transport; endoplasmic reticulum to Golgi vesicle-mediated transport; retrograde vesicle-mediated transport, Golgi to endoplasmic reticulum
Cellular component (GO): COPI vesicle coat
Molecular function (GO): protein binding; structural molecule activity
Source: RefSeq, a predicted model, not a curated record
AUGGGCGACUUCAUAGAUGAACUGCGCCUCCUCCGCAACAACUACCACCUGGGCUCCUACCCCCAAGUCAUCGACGAAGCCCUCAGCUCGCGCGACGCCUCCGUAGACCGCCGAGUCCUCGCCUACCGCGCCCUCCUCGCAUCCAACAAACUCGAUCGCGUCAUUUCCGAGCUGCAGUCUUCGCCCGACGCGGAGCUGCAGGCCGUCCGAUUGCACGCGCUCCAUCAACAGGCGAUCGGGACGAGGAACUCGGGGGCGAAGGCGAAAGUUGUUGGCGAUAUUUUGGCGCUCGUGGGGACGGGGAACAAUGCGCAUAGUAGUACGGUGCAGGCCAUUACGGCGUUGAUUUUGUAUGCGGAAGAACGGUAUACUGAGGCGUUGCAGGGGGUGUUGCCGAUACCGCGGAACUUGGAAUGUGUGGCGAUUGCGGUACAAUGCUAUCUCAAGCUCGAUCGGCCCGAGUUUGCACAGCGGGAAGUGGAGAAGUUGAGGACGUGGGCAGAUGACGCCACUUUGGCACAACUGGCGGAAGCCUGGGCGAAAUGCGCUGUGGGUGGACGUCAAAACAUUCAAGACUCGGAAUACAUCUUCGAAGAGCUCGCAUCAUCUAAAUCUGCCACGGGACGAAUCAUUUCUGGCCGCGCGAUAUGCAAGAUGCAGGCUGGGGAGUUUGCAGAAGCGGAGCGGAUCUUGGUGGAAGGGUUGAGCAGGUGCCCAAACGAUCCGGACCUGAUAGCAAACCUGGUAUCCUGCGCGGCUGCUACCGGCAAGUCGCCUGAGAUCAUCAACCAAUAUUUCGGCAAACUGAAGGAACUGGCCCCGCAACACCCGUUAGUGGAGGAGUACACACUGAAGGAGAGCUUGUUCCAACGGUCGGCACAGCGAUUUGCGCUUGCAAAAUAA